Molecule: messenger RNA, 8378 nt
Organism: Epinephelus moara (kelp grouper)
Lineage: Eukaryota; Metazoa; Chordata; Actinopteri; Perciformes; Serranidae
Gene: ap1ar
Product: adaptor related protein complex 1 associated regulatory protein
Exons: 10
Coding region: 130-1032 (300 amino acids)
Biological process (GO): negative regulation of substrate adhesion-dependent cell spreading; negative regulation of cell motility; regulation of Arp2/3 complex-mediated actin nucleation
Molecular function (GO): AP-1 adaptor complex binding
Source: RefSeq, a predicted model, not a curated record
GAAGGAGGAUGAGGAAGUGGCUGGAGCAGGACUGCACUUUGAGAUGUAGCGACCCACACACCAAUACACCAGCAGCUGUCAGGAGAUUACUAGCUAGGCAGCUAGAUAAUAGUAAUAUUUGACAAUGCGAUGGGUAACUGCUGGGCAUACUGUGUCGGGCUCUUCAGGAGAGAAGCCAACAGGAUCCAGAGAGGAGGCGGGUCAAAAUACUUCAGAAGCAGUACCACAGGGGAGCAUUAUACAAUAGAGUUUGAAAAUCUGGUAGAGAGUGAUGAGGCUGAGAGCCCACAGCCCUGCCCGAGGCCCAUCAGUGAAGAUGAGAUCAAACACCUCAAAGAGCACCACUACACUGCGAUCUCAGACCAGCAGAUCCUGAUAGACCAGAAGCUACAAGUGGAGUUAGAGGAACAAGAGGAGAAGUUGAGGCUAGAAGAGGAGGCUAGAAAUGCCGCCCAGCGCGAGGCCGCCAGGUUGGCACGUGAACGAAAAAUGAAGGAGCAGCUGUCUGCCCAGAGGACACGGGGGAAAGCAGAUGGCUCCGGCGGUGAAACUCAGCAAAGAAAACAAGCCUCUGGAGAGGAUUUUGACGUCUACCUCCAAAAUGUAAAAGCCCAGUCAGAAGCUUUCAGGGGCAACAGACUGCCAUCUGACACCAACGUGGUGACUCCCAACACAGAGAGCAGCUGGGACUUCACCACCAAGACCCGCUCCACCAAUGAUGACGGGACCUCACUGGAUCUAGAGUGGGAAGACGAGGAAGGAAUCAAUCGUGCACUUCCAGCCUGGGAGAGGUCUCGGACGGAGGAGGACAUCCUGCGCGCAGCCCUGAGGCCCGGGAGCAAGCAGAUGAACAGCGGGCCGACCUCGGCCUCCGAGGACUCCAAUGCACUGGAGUGGGAGAAUGAUUUUGUGAGUACCCUUCCAGAGGACAGCGCAGAUGCUGAGUUUGAAGGAUUUGUCAAUCCUGUCCUAGACACUCCCUCUGAGGACGCCUUGGACCGCGGCCUCAGGUUGGACAACCAGGACAGAUAGUGUCCGGCACCAAAGGAGACAUUUGUUGUGUCCUCUUCAUGUCAGAGCUCACCAGCUUUUUGUCUCAUGAAAUGGAAAACUUCUGAACACCCGCUUCAUAUUUGUAAUAUGAGACUCUAAUGCUGCGGGAAUAUGUUGUGUAUGUCUACACUACAGAACAGAACAGCGUAGUGGUGUUUUUAUCAAAUUCUCAUUAUUUCAGUGCCUUCAUUUGCCGACCAUUUCUGCAUUGUAACUCAAACUGAUCACUUAGCAUCCAUUAGCAUUUGACACAGGGGAUACAUACAGAAAAUGCCAAGUUACUCUGAAGUGAAGCUUUAUUGCGAGAGCAGAUGGCUGCUUCAGGAGCGGUGUGUUUGGGAGAGGGGGGUCAUGGAGUUUAACUUAUUAUGUUGUACUUUUUAAAUCUCAGCAUGGAAAUUUGUCCUCUGCAUUUGACCUUAACUAUAAAUUUAUCAGCAGCAAACAGUCACUGUGCAGUGUCCAGGGACCAACUGCAGUUCUGAGGCCAGUGUUUUGGUCAGUGGUAAUGCCAAGAGUAUUCCAGCAUGUGUUCUGAUGCGUGAGAAAACCCACACACACACACACACAGAAAAACAUCAACAAACUACAGAACAAGUCCUCACUCAGCUCUCAGUCUAUCGCCUUAGUUUCAGCUCUGCACUUCAGUUUUACAAAGCUGUUGCAUGAUGGCAAAAAAGAAACUGAAUUCCAUACAGAGGUUUCUGAUUUAAAAAAAAAGGUAAAAUAUUAGACUAAACCAUUCGGAUUAAUCUGUAAUAAUCCAUAGACACGGGAUUGUUUCCUGUCUCCAGUUGCUCGGGGAGGUGAUGAGCUGUUAUUACCAUCUGACACAUGGAUUGAUGGCACAAACUAAUUUCAAUCCUACUUCUGUAUCAUUUUGCUCACUGUCUGAAUGACAGUGAUCACCUGGGUGCGCAGCACGUCAUCAAAGCAGCAGCACCCUCUAAUAAGGCAUGGAUUUUGUGAUUUGCUGGCAGUGCAUGCACUCUGAUGAGAAAGCAGUAAUCAGUGCAGUGACCCUGCUUCAGUCAAGCCUAAGAGUAAUAUUGCCAAUACGGGAACUGUCAAAUGCAAAUCUGCGUAACUAUAAUGAGCAUUUUCUCAUAUUUUAAUAGAUCAACAGCUAGGUGACAUUCAUUUGCUUUCAAAAAGGCUUUCAUAUCUGAUUAAAUGCUUGGGGCUAAGUGCCUGUUUCCACAUGGUGUUUUUUUCUCUAUUGCCAGUGUCUUUUUUUCAGUUGUUCCCAACAAGGAGAGUGUAUGCGGCUGCCUGCACUUAGGCUUUUUUUUGUGUGGCCGUGCGCUUCUGAUUCAAAAUCUCUUGUGUACCUUUAUGGUAAAUCCCAAGCUGUCAUCCACAAACUAUCGCAACAAAGACAGAAAAGCCCAUUUGUGGACGCAGAUCGGUCCGACACUGAAUGUUGCUGGAGAGUGUUGUGCUUUUAUUUCGGUAAGCUUGUCUUAAACUGUGUAGUCAACCCUCUGUUAACAUAGCAUCACGUUAGCGACCUAGCUAACAUUAAUGUCAGGAUAUUGUUGUCAUAGAAACAAAAUUCACGUGUAGUGCGUCAUUUAAAAAUGCGUUGGGAUGAAGCGCUCCCCAGCGCCCUGCCACUGCUUUUCUGCCAAAGAAAAAUGCAAUGUGGACACAGGCCCAACUGUCCACAAAAAUGCAUGCAAACACUUUCACUCUCCAUUUGUAGUAAUAUGUUCAGUAGUUUUAUGCUUGUAAAUACACACAUUUGACAGUAGGGAUGGGACGAUCUACAAUUUCAUUGUGAAUAUCGUAUCCAGCAGCGCCCAAAGAGACUGCUGGGCAACCAACAAUAAAACAGACAAACUGCACGCACACCAAACUCAAAACACAAAAAAAAUCAUAUCAAUCAUGAUUACCAGGAUAAUAUCGUAAAUUGCGGUUAUUUUGGCCAGGAUAACAGUGACAUUAAAAUUUUCAUCUUGUCUCAUGCCCAUCUGACAACAAGACACCUUUUGUAAAACGACACAGUCAAGCACAUACGAUAACUCCUCGUAAUAGGCCCUGUUGUCCAUCGCAGGCAGCUGCGUUUCAAACUGCCGUUUUUCUUCUUUUUUUGACACUUUGAUUUUAUUAGACAGUCUUUUUUACAUCAUAGACAAUAGCACAGAACAGUAACAUCAUUGCCAGGCACCAUGACAUCCACAUAUGACAUGGGUUAUUAAGGACAGCUGAUCUUUAUGCAUCUCUAAAUAAUUAGCAUAGCCACGACAGGCAAAGCAUACAGCAAACCACAAGGCACUUUCCUUAUUCCAACAAAUUAUUAUCUAAACUGGCCUCUUUCAUAGGUGGGCAGCUUCUCAUCAAGUUGUUCUCUGGUUCAUUGUCAUAACCAGGUUUCUGAAAACAGCCUGGAAUGCAUGGAACAAUUGGGAAAUUGAAAAAGUCCUUGCGUUUAAGAAGCUGCUGUAAGCAAUAUUUUGGCUGCUAUCCUCAGCCAAAAUACAUGUUAAACGUCACAAACCCAAACAGCUGGGGCAAAGCUAAAUUAUUAAACCGUUGAUGUUAAUUGCUCUAAAAUAUGGGGUAGAACAAUUGCAGAAUAUACAACAUAGGUGGAACGUAUCAGGGGACAAUCUUCAUUAAAGGGAUAGUGCACCCAAAAAUGAAAAUUCAGCCAUUAUCUACUCACCCAUAUGCCGAUGGAGGCCGUGGUGAAGUUUUAGAGUCCUCACAUCCCUUGCGGAGAUCGGCGGGGGGAGCGGCUAGCACACCUAAUGGCAGACGGCGCCCCAGACUUCAUUUCUGGGUUUUGGGUGCACUAUCCCUUUAAACACAAGUGCUGAUUUCUGAUUGGUUGCUGACAGUUGGUGUCCAGCAGGAGACAAUUCAGUUUAUAGUGCAAUGACUUUUUAUUUAAUCUGAUAUGAAAUCCAAACCUGUCACUCUGAACUAAAAACAUUCAUGAAUCAUAAUCUGAUUGUUUUUCACUGCUUAUAAUGAAAGCAAUAUUUUGUGGAGAUCGUGCGAGUCCGGAUGAAAAAAAGUUACCAAACAUGCAAACAUGACUCUGUGGUGUAAACUUUGUCAUGUCCCUACAUAGAUCCAAUGCUGCUCUCCCAGUGACUCUGCUGUAUACAUUCUUCUACUUCUUGUGCUUUUUAUAUCCUGAUGUUUUGACCCAUCACAUAGUGGGGAGAGUGUUUCACGUUGAUUACUGAAUCUGUUUGAAUCAAAAGUAGUUCACUGAUUGCACUCUAGUGUGUGAAUUUUUAAUUUGGUGUUCACAGCUUAGAAGACAUUCACUGAAAUGACUUACACGUGUGAAGGGGAAAUUGAUGUGAGAAAUGUGCACUGCUGUUGAAGUGUGUAGACGAGACACGAGGUGAUUUGCAGACAUUUUUACUUUUUAAUAUUUGAGUGUGUGAUUUCAAAAAAAUUUUGUUUUGAACACAUUUCAAUAUUAUGUUUUGCUGUGAUUAUAUGAUCUCUGAUUAAUCACUGUAACUCCCUGUAUAAAACUGUAACUUAACAUUCCUUGUUACACUGAGCCUGAGAGAAAAAAAUAAAAUACAGAGAAAAGUUUCGGGCAUCACAUACAGUCACUGUCAUGACCAAGUGUGUAAGGGGUAUUAAGGACAGCUGGGAUUGAUAGUGUUUUAUAACAGAAACAUCACCUAAAUCUAUAUCUUGUUAGCUCUUGCUGAAAGUACAUUUUUUAUGUGACUAAUUAUUUUCAAGGCGAUUUCAAACUGGCAAAAUGUUUGACUGUUUGUAGUGCACACACAUAAAGUGCAAGACUUAAGGGUGACAAAACAAAGUAAUUGGUGACUUUAGAGAACCAUAGGCAGCACCUAAACUACAUCAGAACGCUAAUUACAAAUCUGCAAAACAAAUUUAAAAAGUCAAAACUCUACAAGAGCUUUUGAUGUUCUACGAAGUUGAAAUAUCACUUUAACAAGUGUAUUAAAGGAACUCCUGUUAUUUUAAUUUCAUGAUGAAAACUGUUUUUCACAUGCCUCCACGAUGAACAAUGAGUGCAAAAAUGUCAGUCUUCAUGACUUGAGGUCAUUGGGGUCCGCGUUUAACAACAACAGCACAACUAUAUCAAAAUAUGUUUACAGAGUCUCACAACUUGUGCAGUAUAAUCCUCGUGACAUUUAUCCAGUCAGUUGUUUAGUUAUUCCCAGACACAUGCAUUAGCGCUAAAACUUUACGAUUUACGUGUCAGCAGUAUCACAUAACACGUUACCACCCGACAUUACCUGCUAUGACACAACAUGACCCUCAUCAUUUUAAAAUGCCUACUCAUUCUUCUGAGGUCAUUUUGGUGAAAGCAACACAAAUGUAGUGUAAUAAGUAACUUAAUACUCUACACAGAGAGUGGUAUUGUGAAGUAACGUAUUACUUUCACCUUAAGGUAACUAGUAAUAUGUAAUAUAUUACAUUUUGAGAGUAACUUGCCCAACACUGCAUGUCAGAACAAACAGUCUCACAUUGCAUGCAUUUGAACUCGUAGGCGUGUUAUAUUGUAACGUUUAGCAACAAAAUUAUGUUUGGGAAGUACUGAUUGGACCCCAACUACUUCAAUUCAUGAAGAAUAUUUGCCUUUUUCAAUUCUUUGUUCACAACAGGCAUGCAUGAAAAACAAAGUUUUCUUCACAAAUUCAAGGUAACGUGGGGUGAGUAAUUGAUAUACAAAUGGUCGUUUUGCUGAUAUUCUUUUAUAUAGAGUAGUAUUACUGUAUAUGGAUGUCUUACAAGACAAGAGAUGGGGCUGCCUUUAAAGGGGACAUACACCCAUUUUUGAAAUUCCUACAAGUUAUUCCAUGGUUUAAGGCAGUCCAAAUAUAUUAGUGAACAUGAACAACUCUCCCAAAUCCAGGAGCUAGAGUGCUAAAAUUAAAGCUUGUGAUGUCAUCAGAUAACAGUGUGGAGCUGCUCCAUGAACAAUGAAUGCUGAAAGAUGUUCUAGAUGACACUGACAGCACUCAGGUGAAUGUUCUUAGUAUAUGGGUACAUUUUCUGCUUCAUUACUGAGAUCACUACAAUAGGUUAAAGCUCAUUUGCUUGUAAAAAGGCAGACAAACAUUCUGUGGGUCCACAAAAUCAGUCUCCUAUUCAUUGCCGAUGGAGCAGCUCCAGACUUUAUACUUGAUGACAUCACAAGUUUGAGACUUACUUCUUUGGUUUCUGGCUUUGAGAGAGGGCAGCUCAUGUUCACAAAUAUGGAUUGAACAUUUCUACACCCUUGAAAUAAUAUAUUGGAAUUCAUAAUUUAGGUGGUCUUUCCCUUUAAGUUUUACAUUGCACUGUGUUUCUUUAAUUGUGUUGCAUUGCAGCUAAAUUGGUUGAGUCCCUUCUUAGAAAUCCUACUGUUUGGUCAAAAAUAUAGCUAUUUGAUUCGUUCCAUAUUGCCCAGUCCUAACUAGUACUAGUAUCAUAGCAUCAUGAUUUUUGCUCAUUUAUGUCAUUCACAAAAUCAUGACUUGGUCACUAACAAACAACCAAGAAACCUCCUCAAUCUCUGCUGAAUGUAUUCCUCUCUGUGAGGGCAGUAUUCUGCGCAACUGAAAAUGAGUUUUAGCGGGAAAAGCAUGUUAUUUGAUGCCUUCAAGUAAAUAAAAUGGAGUAAUGAUGCAAAUAAUAAAUGGAAGAAACUAGCACACAUCACACAGGUCACAGUUCAUGCAGCACUGACUCAUGUUAACAACAUACAACCAGCAUUAAAAUGAAUGUUUCUUAUUGAAGCUUUUAUACUCCUAGCAGAGCACUGUAGGUCAUCCACAGUGGUCCUACGUCUGACCUAGGUUUGGAAGUGUUGCGAGUUGCUUCAAGAUGCAGGGACGGGCUGCUGAGAAUCUGUAACCAAAUGUCCUUUUUGCUGCUCCGUGUUUAAAAUACAGCGGUGAUUCAACUUCCUGACAGUUCAUGAUCGAGAUGUUACUCACCAGCUGUUCUGAACACUGUGCCUGGUGAAGCUUUGCUGUAAAACAUCCAUUGCAAAUAGGAAGUGAUGCAUGCAAGACAAGAGUGGCACAUAAAAAUACUCAAACUGCAUAUAGACUUAAUACUUUUUAUUUCAGUUGUGUCUGCUAUCACCCACUGACACUGUGUAUGAUGAUCAGUCAGUCAAACCAGGUUAUCUUUGUAAUGUGGAGUGAGUAAAUAAAACUCUGAGGAUGGCUUGGCAACAAAAAUGGCAACCUUGAAUAUCGUCAAACCUGCCAAGUGUGUAUGAUAAUGUAGUUAUUAAUUCAGAGGGGCUGCAACACUAAAUAAUACUGACCAUAUUAAUGCAACAAUUGGAAAAACAAAUAGGAAUGUGAUAACUUAAGUUGCUAAAUUAUUUAAUAUGUUUAAUUAGUUACAGUAAGUGAGGACGUUUAUGAACCAGUUAAUGCACCAAUGUCAUGUUGUUUACCACUGUGCACUAAGUUGUGGAGCUGUUUAAAGGGACAGUUCACCCCAAAAUCAAAAGUACACAGUUUUCAUCUCACCUGUAGAGCUACUUAUCGGUCUAGAUUUUUUUGGUGCGAGUUGCUGAGUUUUGGAGAUAUUGGCCGUAUAGAUGUCUGCCUUCUCUCCAGUAUAAUGGAACUAGAUGGCACUUGGCUUGUGGAGCUCAAAGCACACAAAAAAUAAAUAAAUAAAUACAUUUAAAAACUCAACAGCGAUGUCUCUUUUCAGAAGUCAUGACCCAGUUACUCAAUAUAAUCCACAGACCCUGUUGUGAGCAGUUUCAUGUUGGAACUAUUUUCUUUCUACUGAAUACACUCGCUAAUCAUAUCAUAGCACAGAGGGAAGCGUGCAUCUUAUGCUAGCUCACCUAGCAUCACUGGGCUAGCUAAUAUUACAGCUCAGCCAGGGAGUACACCAUUAAUGUUUACAUUCUGUGCUGUUAUGAGCACGAGCCUCUUGUUUAUGAGUAGAUGCACACUUCCUUCUUCAUGGAGUACCAUGUAGUUCCAUGAUAUUGGAGAGAAGGCAGACAUCUCUAUAGCUAAACUAAAUUGAUAAAUAGCACUACAGGUAAGAGGAAAAAUGUGUAUUUGUGAUUUGGGGGUGAACUGUCUCUUUAAUCACAUUGCAGCAAGAUAUUUGGCAGUUGUUCCCUUAACAGUUACUAAAGCUUCGUUUGUUACAUAAGGACAAAUAAAAUGUAUCUGAUGUUAUCACUUAUCUGUCCCUUGAUGGUGGUCACUGGAAGGGAGUUUGUCACAAAACUAGACUAGAUUGUGCACAUGUAUGUUUACAAUUCUACAGCAACAGAGACUGAACUGCUUGACAAAAUGAUGUGUGCUUCAUUUGCAGCUUGGACUUCUCUGUAAAUAAAAGUUGUCUUUGCA